AUCAUGGGUGAGAAUGGCCCAACUGAGACAGCCAUGUUCUUUGAAGAGGAUGAGGACGAUGUCGACAAACUGGGCAGAGAGGACUAUGAUGAGUGCAAAAUGGCUGAUUCUGACAAAGAGGACAUGCUGAUUCCCAAACCCUCAUCGUCCUCAGCACGGGUGUAUGACCGCACCACAGUACUCAUUGAACAGGACCCUAUUCAUCUGGAUGAGGAAGGAGAAGAGGAUGGCCACUGUGGGCCAGAUGACGAUGGUGUGGCGUUUUUGGCUAAUGGUGAUGGAGACGAGGAGGGGACACUGGCUUUCAUGUCGGACCCAGAUAGCAUGGCACAGGGCUAUGUGCAUCACACGAUCUCACCCGACCAGAUCCAGUUCAUCAUCAAUCCCGGGUCCACCCCCAUGCCCCGCAACAUUGAAGGAGCCACUCUUACGCUGCACUCUGAGUGCCCGGAGACUAAGCAGAGAGAGGUAAAGAGGUACCAGUGCACUUUUGAGGGCUGCACUCGCACCUACAGCACGGCGGGAAACCUGCGUACACAUCAGAAAACACACCGUGGAGAAUACACCUUUGUUUGCAACCAGCAGGGCUGUGGUAAAGCCUUCCUGACCUCCUACAGCCUAAAGAUCCAUGUUCGAGUGCAUACUAAAGAAAAACCAUUUGAGUGUGAUGUACAGGGUUGUGAAAAAGCCUUCAACACACUGUACAGGCUGAAAGCACAUCAGCGGCUGCACACAGGAAAAACAUUUAACUGUGAAUCAGAAGGAUGCACGAAGUACUUUACCACUCUCAGUGACCUGAGGAAGCACAUUCGUACACACACAGGAGAGAAACCGUUUCGGUGUGACCAUGAUGGCUGUGGUAAAGCUUUUGCUGCUAGUCACCACCUGAAAACACACGUGCGGACACACACUGGAGAGAAGCCUUUUUUCUGCCCUAGUGAUGGCUGUGAGAAGACGUUUAGUUCACAGUACAGCCUGAAGAGUCACAUUCGGGGCCAUGAUAAGGGCCCUUCAUACCCAUUUAGCCUCAGCCAUCCUCUGUCAGAGGAUGCAAAUCAUUCUCUGUGCCUCAGUGAUUUGAGCCUCAUUUCCACAGACUCUGAGCUUCGAGAAAAUAUCAACAAUUCUCAGAACUUGGAUCUGAAUAAUAUCACUCCUGUGAGGAUAUUCGAGUUGAUGUUACAGAGCCCUGAAAACAAUCUUAGUCAAGAUGACCUGCAUCCAUCUGAUAACCUAGGGGAAGCUUUUGGCUUGGAGACCCCACCACCACCGGCAGCAAUGACUGAUUCAUCCACUCUACUACCCUUCUCUCAGAUGCCUUCAUCCUCCUCUUCUUCUAGCUCUCUCACCACUCCUGUCCUAGAGAACUCCACACAGCCUGGCUCCUCCUGCUGUCAGGCAUCAUCCACCAACAGCUCCACACACACCUCUCCGCAGUCUGCCACCUUCCCCUCCUUCCUCCAUACCUCACUACAAACACCAGAAGUGCCCACACUAGCUCCGCCUGCUGCCACCCAACACUACACCCCAGUGGUGCCCACAACACCUGCCAGCUCCAUACCAGUCUCUGUCUCAACAGUGGCCAGCGUCUCAAGUCCUGCAUCAGCCAUCAGCACAGAAGCAGCUGCAGCAGUAACACACACAGUGCCUUUAGCAGGCAAUUCUAAUCUGGCACACACACCCACCAUCACCAUUGCACCCACGCAGGGCCUCCUGCAGCCCAGCCUUGUCAUGUCUGACCAGAAUCUGCAGUGGAUCCUCAGCAGUGCUGCCAAUGCACAGCACACUCCUGAACAGCAGGGCCCAAAAGUGGAAAAGGUCUUCUUCACAACAGCCAUACCUGUAGGAGGACAUUCAGGGAACCCUGUGCAGCAGAUUGGCCUUAGUCUCCCCGUCAUCAUCAUUAAGCAGGAGGAGGCAUGCCAGUGUCAAUGUGCCUGCAGAGAUUCGGCUAAAGAAAGGAGCUCCGGUCAGAGUGCUGCCUCCUCACAGCAGGAGCCUAAAGACAUUUCUCCACCACCUCCAACUCCUUCAGCCACACAUGCUGUUCCAGAGUGUUGUUCCACCAAGGUGAGCGCUGCUCUUUCCUCUGGCUCCACUCAGACCUUCCAUAGUGAGGCAGUGGUGUCCAGCACUCCCUCAGACAGCCUGGCCAGUGUGGAUGUAGUGGACCUACUCAGCCCUGAAACCACAGCCAACAUCGAGGCACUGCUGAUGGUCAUGGAUGAGGGCAAUAGAGGAACCACCACCUAGAGGAAGUUUAGGGUCAAACCCCCUCAGUCAUUUGUGUUCAUUUCUUUUAAUGGGCACCAUUAUUUCAAUUGUUAUGCCGUUUUGCUCUGCUUCAUAAGGUUGUCUUCAUAAGGGGUCAUGUGUAAGAAGUCUAUGAUCUCUGAUCAGCUUUGAGCUUUCCUGUUCCAAAACAUGAUCUUCCGGACAUGGGCUGCUUAAUACAUGUGAAUCUUUAGCUAGUAUUUUACUCACAGUGCACUCUGAUUAAUUCAGACCUGUGCUAUUUGUGCACUUUCAUAUUAUAGAAACAUCCCCACUGAAAAUAGAAGUUUGUAAGUAGCAAAGGUCUGUCUGAAGUUGCUUCACCGUUUUGCACUGUAUAUUGGUCCUUCCAAACAUUCUCAUGAUGUUCUGUGGUCUGUUCAGACUACUGUAACAGUCCCUGUGGCACAUCAGAGAAAGAGUAUAAAAGGACAAAAAAAAAAACCAUUGGGACAAGUGGAUGGGGUUAAAAAUACAAAGAAUCAAAUAAUCGCUAUGUACCAACUCAGAUUAUACAAAAUCCAAGCAAUAUUAUAAAUCUUAAUUAUUCAGAUGGUAACAUUUUGGUAGUAUAAAUUGAGUUAUUUAGUGUAGUUUGGAAUAGAAUAGGACAUUUUAUAAGGUACAGGCCAGUCGUAGAUUGACGAACUCGAUGCACUGAGAACAAAUUUGACAAAGACAAAUUUGAGUUAAUUACCAGUCACACUGAAAUUAACAAAAUGAAAUGUUCACAUGUGAUUCACCAGAAUGUACUGCAUGUCAGUGUAAUUGGCAUACCGGGCCCUCUGAAUGGAUAGUAAAGCUCUUUUUCAGACCGUGCUCAUUCAAAUCCAGAACAUGCCAUGUACUAUGAAAAGUGUUUUAUGUGUAAUUUAUUUAGGAAGACUACAGUAGCCCAUGAAAUGUGAUUCUAAUGUAAUCUUGAAGCAGUUUCUGUCAACAGAAAUAACUUGCUUUUAAGUGUAAAUGAUAGCUAUUUGUGGUUGGCUGCCUGUAACAUUUAUUUAAUUUUAGAUGUUAAUUUAUUAAAAUUUAUAUGAUUUAGAACAAUGCAGUACAUAUUUUCGAUAAAAUAGCCUACUUUUUAACUUGGUGGACCAAGUUUUUUCCAUCUUUAUUUUUGGUGGAGUCAGCCACUGAAUUAAACGAAAGAUAUAUAUUUUUUUCCCUCCUAUUUUUCUUGCCUUUGGGUUACAGUUCAGGCAGGGUAAUGCAGCUGGAGUUGCCCAGCCUUGUUGCUGCUUUGUUGUUACUGAAUUGAUUUCAGCCUCUGACCUUUCUUCCUUUUAUUUAGACCCAUGUAAGUCUCACUGUUGUGGCCUGCUCAGGGAUAUAGAAAUGCAGAGGUAUACAGCAUGUCCCUGAAAAUACAUAGAAAUUGCAGCAGAACUGUAAUAACUCAAACUGUUGUGUAAUACAUGCUUGUUGUGCAUUACCAAGCCAAGGUUUAGAUAAUCAAGAGAACAUCUAGUUAACAUCCCUGCACCAGUAAACCAGUUUAUACACCACUGCUGUAGAGGUUUUAAUGAGUUUAUUAUAAUGUAAAUGUUGUGUAUUUGAAAUUACAAAUGUUUAAGCCCUUAGAUUGUAUUUGUAUUUUUGUAUAGAACUACGUGGGGUAAUCACACUUUGGGUUUGACGUGGAGAACAUGGCACUGCACUGCCGGUUUCCUUUGCAACCCACCAUCAAUUCACAAUGCAGUAGAUUUUGGAAUUUUUUUGUUUGUUUCUCUCUGGGGGGGGGGCACCUGGGUCAGUACAGGAAAUACACAAACAUAUUGUGCACUGUGGCGUGGAAUGGCUACUGUAUUUGUUACCCAUAUUCAGGAAGCUGCCCUACAGUUUUGAUAGACGGUGGCUUUUAGGCUACUACAUCUUAAAGGCCUUGUUUGCCACAACUUCAAUCCUCACAAAUUGUGACAUUUCUUGUUGCAUGACAUGAAGGAUGAGAGAUUUGGCUAGAGGUUACUUAAAUUUUUUUUCAGCCAGUUGUUUUGUCAAAAUACACUGUCACAGUUUAGCACAGUUUCUGACCUUUCAUAAAUUUAGGAAGAGCCUACACCUAUUGAUGCAACUUCAGAUCUUUGCAUGUCAAUCUGCUGGGGUUUUUUUUUCCCCCCAACUACAAUAUGAAAACUAAAGAAGAAAAAAAAAAACUUUACACUGUUCAUUUAAAAUUGUACAAUGAAAAGGCUCAUUUUGCCACUACUUGCUGGUACUAAUUAAGCAGAGUCCAAUAAAUUGAAGUUAUGAAAGUUUGUUAUACUUACUAUAAAUACUUUUCCUUUACUGAACACUAAUUUUGGCCAAACCAUUGUAGAAUUAUCUAUGCAAAAAAAAAAAGUUUGUGUAUUUUAUGAACCCAGAUCCCUCAACCAAGCCUCAGCUCCCUUUGUUAAAUACUGAGUGAAAACACCUUGCAUCAGUAUUUAGUCAUUAUUAUGCAAGUUUCCACUUGUACAAAUCUGCUGUCAAAUUGCAGUUAUGUAAAUAUACUACACAAGCCUUGCUACUGGGAACUGUAAUAUCUUUUAAAGGAGGCCUACAGUAGUUAGCAGCUAUAUUUAGUUUUAAUCUUUUAUUUGAUGUGUAUAUGGGCAUUGUAAUCCUUUAGUAGUUGUCUGUCCACUGAAAGUUUGACAUACCUUAACAUUAAUGCAUGGUAUCCAAAGGGGAAACAUCCUUUAAAAAAAAAAAAAAAAGUGAUACAAUUCUGUUGUAAGAAUUGUAGUUGUCCAGUUUAAUUUGUUAGAGUUUGAACAUGCCUUCCCCCCCACAGGACUCCAUUGAGUCAAAUCACGUCUUGCUCUUUGUACUCCCUUUAACCUAAAUUAGAGGACAUUUUAGAUAUUAAACUGUUCAUUUUUCCUUAACUUUUUUUCAGAUGCUAAUUUUCUCCCGAAUCACAAUUCAUUCAAAUUAAAUGACCAUUGUUUUCCAGGCUAAAGCAGAACAUUGUAGCAUGCACUGGGUUGUGGGGAGAGCGCAAGCGUGAUAAGAUGGGGAGACAAAAAUGCUUCCAACACCCAAAGUGUGAAGAUAAACUAUAAAGGAUCUGUAUUUUUAAGGAAUGUAUAAUGUGAAGAUGCUCUCAUAUGCUUGUUUUGUAUAAAAGUGAUGGCAAAAGUACUAACUUUUUGAACUAAAAUUCAGCAAUACAUCAGUGAAA
Neoarius graeffei (lesser salmon catfish) is the source of this 5443-nucleotide messenger RNA. It is a transcript of the gene mtf1, whose product is annotated as metal-regulatory transcription factor 1. Gene Ontology annotation, biological process: central nervous system development; positive regulation of transcription by RNA polymerase II. Gene Ontology annotation, cellular component: nucleus. Gene Ontology annotation, molecular function: RNA polymerase II cis-regulatory region sequence-specific DNA binding; DNA-binding transcription activator activity, RNA polymerase II-specific. The record is from RefSeq and is a predicted model, not a curated record. Lineage: Eukaryota; Metazoa; Chordata; Actinopteri; Siluriformes; Ariidae.